AUGUACAUGGAAUUAACCAAUAAAGGACUUUCGAAGCGACAACGUAUUCUUGAAAUAAUGCAAACAUCACAAAUGAGAUUUAUUGAACAACGAAAAACACAAUAUGGAAAUGAUAAACAUCAAUUCGACAUUAAAAUCAUGAUUAAAGAACAAACGUUGUCUACUGUUGAACAAACAUCAAUUAUGGUUAGAGAAAAAGUAGUCGAACGACCAAUAACUUAUAUUGACCUUCAUGAACUUCGAGAUCGAGCACGUCUCAUCGAAUAUUCCAGUAGUGAAGAAAAAAAACUUUCCGAAGAAGAACGCAAUAGACUUCAAUCAUUUGUCAAAAUGGUAGAGCUUAUUGAAACAAUUUUAAAGAAUUUGACAUCAUUAAAUCUUAGUGGUCAUCCAUUUGUAUCCGAAUAUCUCAAACCAGAACGGCGUUUUAGAUGCGAUGCCGGUAAUUUUAACGAAUUGGAAAACAUGUCUGAAGAACUCCAGCAACUGCAAACUGAAUGGAAUGAUUAUUUAUUAAAAAAAUAUCAAGACUAUAUUUCUUUGACUUACUUUUCACAUCAACAAAUAUGGUUAGUGGAAGAAUAUUUAUACGGAGAAGAAACAGAAUCAAAAAAUCCUUUCAGCUAUCAUUUUAUGAAAUUAAUUGGUAUAAAUAUUUCAUUAAUCGAUACAAAACUUUUGCCGAAAAAAGCAAAUAAACCAGAAGAACGGUUAGAAAACAUUGGUCGAAUAUUGAAUACUGCACAUAUACUAACUAUGAUAGAGUCUUCAAGCAAAUCAGACACAAAUAAAAUAGUUUUUCUUGUUGGUACCUCUGAUGAAGGCAUUUUACGUGCAAUACUUUCCAUUUUUCAAUUGUACAAGAUGCCGCCGAAAUAUAAUCAUCUUUUUUACUGCACAUCAGCAACAAGUUGGAUUGAAAUACGAGCAUUUGUAUAUCGUUGCUUUUAUUCGAAAAACUCUCUACAUCAGUUGAUUCGACCUGAACAAUUAUCAUUAUCAGUUCAAGAUCAAUUCACAAACUUAAUCCGUGAGGUAAUUAAAAACAAUCCAGAACAUUCGUUUCGUUUAGCUGUUAUUACAACAGCACCUACUGAUCAAUUGCAAUUGAUCAACAGUUUGAAAAUACUUCAAAUUGUUCAAACAGUAUCCAAUCAUGAAUUACUCAAUGAAGAAAAACUGAAAAAUGAAGUUGAAAAACUUAUUGGUAACAAUUGUUAUUUAGUAACAUCGAGUAUUUCAGGUCUUGGCAAAUCGAUCUAUAUACAGGACGAAAUUCAAUGCAUGAACAAAGAAUACAUCAAAUUUCCUAUCAGUGGCAAUUUCGAUAUCGAUACAAUUGCUGAAAGACUACUACAAAAAACAACACAGUUAUUAUCAUUGCAAGCCGCUAUUCAUCUUGACAUUGGUAUUAUCGAUAAUAUCCAAGAAUUCAAUGAAUUUCUUUAUUGUCUGUUAAUUUUUCGCGCUUUUCGAUCGAGACACACUGCUAUAACGAUUCCAGUCGAUCUCCCAAUAUUUAUUGAGUUCGACUCAUCACCAUCAUCAAUUCGUAUGACAAGUAAAGUUGUCGUCUUACAAUAUUUAUCAAGACAGCAUUUUGAUCGUAUUAAUUGGAAUCAAUUAAAAAUUGAAAAUCGAUUGAAUACACUUUAUGUUGUCAAGUGAUGUGGCAAGACAUCACUGAUUCAAACAUUAUGUCAAUAUAUUCUUGAAGACGAACUAGCAAUUUUUCGUAUCCAUGCUGGCAUUACGAACGAGCAUAUUAUCGAAAAGAUGAAUGAUUUUAAAAGGAAAGCUGAAGAAUGUAAUCAGCAUGAUCCGAAACAAAGAUUGUGGAUAUUUUUCGAUGAAUUCAAUACAACGUCAAGUAUUGGUCUAUUCAAAGAAAUUAUUUGUGAGAGGACAUUACUUGGUGAAGUUUUGCCGGAUAAUAUGGCUUUCUUGGGUGCAUGCAAUCCACAACGACAAAAAACUGAUAAAGUUAUAUUCGAAAGCGACAUUGGCAUUAAAAAAGAUCGCUACGCAGUUGAAAGGUCAAUUCAUGUCGCUGGUAAUGUAUCGCUAUUGUACAGUGUCGUCUCAAUACCUGAGACAAUGCUUGAAUAUGUUUGGGACUUCGGUUUUCUCGAUAAAGAUACUGAAACAAAAUAUAUCGAGACAAUGCUAAAUACUUGUAAAGAUCUACAAUCGGAUUCUAGUUGGUUUCGAAUUACGUUACAACUAGUAGUGACAUCGCAAGAAUUUUUUCGCGAAAACGAAGAUGUCAGUAGUGUUUCCUUGCGCGAUGUGGCUAGGUUCUGUCGCUUAUACAAUUGGUACAUUGAUUGUAUACGUUCAGUUGAUUAUACAGAAAAUACAGUUACAUGCGCAUCCAAAGGAUUAAGUCGUUCGUGUUUAAUUGCUCUCGCUCUCUGUUAUUAUUUUCGCAUAAGUUCUCGUAAACAACGUGGUAGUUAUGUCAACAAAAUUGAAACUAUUUUAAAUACUGUUACUAAAGAGAGUCGAAAUAUGAACAAAUCAUUCAUCGAAAUUUUACAUGACGAACAAAAUGCUCUAGUAAACCGAAUGGAAUUACCCGAAGGUACAGCUAAAAAUCGUGGAUUAAUUGACAAUAUAUUUGUGCUUGUUGCCUGUAUUGUCAAUCGAAUACCUGUCAUACUUUGCGGGAAGCCUGGUUGCGGUAAAACAUCAUCGGUACAAAUUGUAAUGACACAUCUUAAAGGCAAAAAAUCUAAAAAUGUUUACUUUCAACAACUGCCUAUGUUGAUCCCAGUGUCAUAUCAAGGCUCGCAAAAUUGUACAUCGGAAAGUGUAUUCAGAGUGUUUGAACGAGCCAACAGAUAUAUAGAAGAAAAACAAAUCAAUGAACAACUCUUGUCGGUGAUUGUCUUCGAUGAAAUAGGUCUUGCCGAAUUAUCACCGCACAAUCCAUUGAAAGUUUUACACAGUGAACUUGAAGUUGAUACAUGUAGACAUGGCUUUGUAGGUUUAUCGAAUUGGCGUCUAGAUGCAUCGAAAAUGAAUCGUGCUCUUUAUCUUGCAUGUCCCGAUCCCGAUGAAAAUGAUUUACAGUCAACCGCUUCAGCUAUUUUACAAGCAGAAAUAUUAAGAAAUAAUCAGGUUGCACGGCCGGACGAUAAGAUUAUCCAGGGUUUAGUUGCUACCUACCAUAGUUUGUAUGAAUUGAUGAAUAAUGAUCGAAAAUACGAGAGCUAUUUCGGUCUGCGAGACUACUAUGCCAUGAUGAAAAGUAUUGUACACGACUUGGUCGUACCACAACACGGAAAAGACUUGUACGAAAGUAUUCGACGACAUUUGAAAGCCAAUUUUGAUGGCACAUGGGAUGCAUCAGAAUAUAUGUGGGAAACGUUUUGUGAACAUAUUGGACAGCAUAACUUCAUUGGUCGAUAUAAAUCAGUAUCGAAAUUCGAUCAAAUACUUGAUCAAUGUUUAUCAACAAGAACCGGUCGAUAUUUAAUGUUAAUCGGUAAAAAUGAAAGCGUUAUUGAUUAUGUUGAACAACAUAUUCGAUCGAAAUAUAAGACAUACAAAUUUCGAUCGUUAAUUGGCAGCUCACUCUCCGGUGAUCUAUUCGAUGGACGAACGUAUACUGAACGAUAUAACUAUAAAGUAUUGAUGGAUGUUAUUCUAUAUGUUGAAACUAACGUCACAUUGGUCAUGCGUCGCAUGGGUCAUCUCUAUGAUAAUCUCUAUGAUUUAUUCAAUCAAAAUUUUGCUUUUUCAGCACAAAAGAAAUUUUGCAGAAUUGCACUUGGUGAUCUUUAUCAUCCACGUUGUUCAGUUAAUGAUACUUUCUAUUGUAUCGUAUUUGUUCAAGAAGCAGAUUUACCAAAAUGUGAUCCACCAUUUCUUAAUCGUUUCGAAAAACAUGUCAUUGAUAUGAAAAGUUUAGUUCAUAGUUAUCAUUGGUCAGUUCAACUUAAACUUAUUGAAUGGAUAAAAAGUCUUUUACCAACGGAUUGUAAUGAACAUUUUCCAUUAUUUCAACAUUUGUUUGUAGAUUAUAGUGACAAUUAUAUUUGCACUUUAGUACUCGAAGCAUUUGAGCAACUUAGCAUUUCAGUUGAUGACGAAAAUGACACAGAUACAAAUGCUGCACUUGUCUAUUGUCAAGAUAAAUUAAUAGAAACAAGUUCAUUAGAUUUUCCACUAAUACUGUCAUUGAAAACAAAUAAUAAUGAUAACAAUGUUCCUUUGCUUAUUGACAAGUAUUAUAUAAAGCACGAAUCCCUCUUAUUUUCGUCCCUUCUUAAAAGUACCUUCAAACAAACACAGAUACCAAAUAGAGUUAUUUACACGUAUACUCAAAUUUAUGAUUCAAUUGCAUACGGAAAGUACGAAAGUAAAAUUGAAGAAAUCAAGUUAAAUGCUUUCAAAACAGAACUUGAAUUUACAAAACGAAUAAAAUCACAUUACAAAUCAAAAGAAGAAAAACUUCGUUUAUUAUUGAUUCGUGUCGACUAUCACGAAGAUCAUAAUCAUAUACUUUUAAUUAAACAUAUUCUACUCAAUGAACACGUACCGAAUAGUAAUCGUAACGUAUGGCUAAUAUUUCAUCUUCAACGUAAUAUCUUAAAUCAAACAACCAAUGAUAUUCUAUUCAAUGGAUGGUCACCCAUAAUGAUCGAUGAUCUUAACAAAUCGCAACUGAUUUCAAAAAAUACUUUUUUUGAAUCAUCGUAUAUCAGUUUAAUUCGUCAACCUGAUUGUGAACUGACCGAUUGUUUAUUUGAUGAUAUGAUCCCUCGUUGUCUUGGUAAAUUCAAUUAUCAAGUUACUCAUAGAAAACUUCAGACGAAAAUUAAUGAUCGCCGUUCAGAAUUAAUUAACUCUUUUAUGAACGAUAAAAAUAAAGAUAGCCGGACUGAAACGCUACGAUCUAUUGUUCAUAAUCAGUUGCCUAUUUUAAUUGAGAAAUUUGGACUUUCUCAAGAUCUGUUACGUUUGAAUGAUUGGCGUAGAGAUUUAUUAACAAAUCCUACUAUUAUUGGCGCAUGCCGAUCCGUUCUCGAUGCUAUCAAUAUUAUCGUUUCAUCUUUCUAUGAUAAAUGCUUUUUGCUCCUUUUUGCACAUUUGGAAAAAUAUUCGUUUAUCGAUACAUAUCAAUUUAUUUCAAGCCAAGAUAAUCAAGCUACUCGUCAAGGUUUACGUUCGAUUUGGGACCAGUGUCUAAUUUUAAUACUUAAAGAGAUCGAUGUAACUGUAAUUCAAAGGGAUUUAGAUAAUAUAUCAUUUACUUUUGAUUUACAUUUACCAUGCGCUAAAACUGAAUAUAAAAUAAUUCGAAAAAUUCGGGAGAUAAUCUCACAGGAUAUUCAUAAUAAUAAUGAUGAUGAUUUUGAUGAUGAGACAAUCAUGGCGAAAGCAAUGGAACAUUGGCGUAACAAAAGUUUCUAUAGAUGUUUAGAUAAUUUUCAAUUAAUCGAAAAUAAUUGUGACAUAUUCAAGCAUUACUAUCACGAUCAAAUUAUACUUGCUUUAGAAGAAGCAAAAAUAUACCAACUAUCAUCUGAAUUUGCUGAAUAUCUACUUAUGACUAAUACACAUCGAUCUGUUAGCAACCAACUUCAACAUUUAUUAGUUGAUAAUGAAGAGUUAUUUGAAUUACUACGAAUCUUUGAAAUUGCAACAGAACUGAUUGAUGAAAAAAAAUUAAUGAACGAUUUUAAACAACAAACAAUUCAAGGUGAUUCGAUUUUUGAGACUAGUCAAGAAAAUAGUGAACUCUAUACACUGGUGUUAGCCAAAGAAAAACAAUUUUAUUUAAUUCCACCAAAACAAACAAUACAGCGUCAAGAUGAUUAUGAAUUCGAAUGUGAAGGUGAUCCUUGGAUAGAAACCUGUUUAAUGAACUUGAUUGAAUUACUCGUUUCGAAAGCAGUUAUUGAAGACAUAAAAAACAUCGAAAAAUUAUCAAAAACUUACGGUCUCAUUGAACAAGGUGUCUUUGGACUCAAACAUUACACUUGUAAAAAUCUCGAGAAAUUACGGUCAUUCUCUAGUCUUAUGCGUUGUAUAAAAACUUUACUUUCUGAAGAUUCGUGUUCGAUGGCAUUUCAAAAUGCUUGUCGUUAUGCAGGAUUUGCUGGAACAUUUUCUACAUGUGAUAGUAUCGAUAACUUUAUUGAAGAUUUGCGUAAAAUUAUAGUUCAAAAUGAACUUACAUUAAGUAAAGAUAUCAUCGAUGAAACAUUAAUUAAACUUGAAACUGAAUUUUUAAAAAAUUGGCUCAUUGAUCAUAGUGAUCAAUAUGAAAAUGUUCUUCGUUUGAUUGAGAGCAAACAAAAUAAUUUGUGAUCGGAUAAUCCAAUUAUUACUCAAAUGAUCGAUGUACAAACACAAGUCGCAAUACGUUUACACCAGGGAACCAUAUGGGAAGAAGGAAAGUUUAUAUUUAAAUGCUCAGAAAAUUGUAAUUGGAUGUUCUAUUUUGAAAAUUGUGGUCAACCAAAUAGUGAAAGUCGAUGUCCAUUAUGUCACGCUAUAAUAGGUGGGUUUAGCCAUAAACUUCGUAUUCGUGAUCCACCACAGAUAAAAAUGUCGAUUUUGGAAGCAAAUGAAUUUAUCACUAACUUUAUUGAAAAAAAUGAUCAAAACAUUGGCUUUGGUUAUCAUACAAUAAUACCUGCGCAAGAAAGUCAACUGGGAGAAAAAUCCGAUCAUCUUGAUCGACCACUUUCAUUUCGCUUUCUUCAUAUUCUUAGUCAAGGUAUAUUUCUUGUUUUACAUGAACUUGAUCUAUUAAUCGAUUCAACUUUACCUGAUCGAACAUUUUUUCGAGCACAUUUUGAAAAAGAUUAUGAAUUAAUUUGUCAACAAUUAGAUGAUUCAACAUUCGGUGUUACGUGGCUAUUCAAAUUACUUAAUUAUAUGAUCGAUGCACAAUGUAUAUUAAAUGGACAACUAAACAGCAGAAAAAAACUGAUCAAAUUCGAAGAAGAUUUUGAAAAAGAAUUCAUUUUCAAUCAUAUCGCUUCAAUACCGAAUGACAUCAAAUCUUAUUUAAAAAUGUAUGUUGAUUUUGAUGAUAAACAAAAACAGGAAUCAUCAUUAACAAAUCUUGUCGAUGAAAUCGUUGAAAAUGAACGUUAUCCAUUAUUGACUUAUUUCAAUACGACUAUAAUUUAUACAAUAAAUCCGAUUGAUAAAUUACGUACAAAACUUAAAAAUGUUCCAUACGCAAAUAAAUUAUAUCCGAUGACAACAUUUAUUGUUGAAAAUCUCGAAAGAUACGCUAAUAUUCGAUAUCUUUAUCCGAUUGUUUCAUUUACGAACUAUCUCAUUGAUAAAUUUGAUCAUCGCAUUAAACGUAAUGAUGCGGCAUCAGUGACUGUACAAAAUUGUUUUGAAAAGGAUGACUUGAAUAUGGUACCAAAUAUCUAUAUCGAAAAUGGAGAAGAAAGAGAGGCAAUGAUCAAACUCUAUGACGCAUUUAUAGAUGCUUGGUAUAAGCUUACUUUGAAAAAAGUUCAAUUUGGUUGUCAUACAGAACAGUUCGAUUUAAAUAGUGUAAAAAAAGAAGACUUUGCUAAGAAUACUAAAUUAGCUAUGGUUCUGUUAAAUGCAUCUAAAGAUAAAAGUAGUAUUUUACUUGCAGCUUGUUUAAGAACAAUUGGAGAAUUACAAAAUGAAGUUGUUAAAUAUUUUCAUAGAACAUUUGAUACUGAUUCGAUAGAUAAUCAACUACAUAAACAUGUUGUGCCUCUACAAGCCAUUCGACCAGAACAUGUACUUCGUCUUAAUUUUCAUGAUUUGAGUUCUAAAUUGAUAUUGGAUUGUUUCACGAUUAAUUAUCAAUACGGUUUGAGUAAAGACCUUAUUUUUGAUUAUGAAGAAAUUGAAAUGACGCUGAGAAAAAUUAUCAGUUGCUUACCAUUGAUUGAUACAGAUAAAAUGAAUUCUGUCAAUUAUCAAUUCGAAUUAUAUGGUGAAAAUUCAUUGUUAAUCACAGAUAUUCGAAUGCAUGUCAAACAAGAAUCAUUGCCUGUUGACGAACGAAAAAAAUUCAAAGUACGUCUAUCAUCUAUGAAAAAUGAUCAUAUUCUCAAUUAUCUUGGUUCGUUGGAUCAUGUUUUUACAUAUUUGAAAAAUAUUGACAGUGACACAAGCACAAACGUUUUAACUAUUCAACAAUUUGCUGAACAAAAUAUUAGUUCACGUAGUUGUCUUCAUGAAAAUAUAUUUCGACAACAACCAUUUUCGACAAUUUAUCUUAAAUAUAUUGUCGAUUUGUACGAGCUUUUAGAAGAAAUAACAUUUGAUCAAGUUUUAGGAAGUUAUAUUCCGAAUGAAUACUGUGAAAAAUCAUUUUUAGAGUCUGAUCGUAUUAAAAUUAUCAAUGAAUUUAUUAAAAGUACUUAUGCAAAACAAACAAUAUCAAACGUACUCAAACAACCUGAACGUUGGAUUGCAUUAUUGAAACGUAUUAUUGUAAGAAUACUUUUGAAUAUUAAUGUUAGUAGUGAUGUACCAUUACAAUUGUAUCUCGAACGAGCUGAUUUAUGGACAGGUGAUGUCACCGAAAAUGAUAUUCAGUCGUUUUCAAUCAGUAAUGAUAUUCUUUUACGGCAUACCUUUAUUAUUCUGAAUGGAUUGAAGGCCCAACAAACGAAAUCAAAUAGUGACUCUAAUGAAGAAAAUAUCGAAAAAUCCAUUCAAAAUGUGCAUGAGCAGACCAAACAAGCUAUAAAUUGGAAUGAAGCAACAGAAAACGAUGCUGGUUCAAUUCGAGUCAUCAAAGAUGAUAAGAAAAGCAAACAAAAAACAAAGAAAUUACGUGUUUGA
Messenger RNA from Rotaria sp. Silwood1, 8808 nucleotides. The record is from the annotation of a GenBank genome assembly. Lineage: Eukaryota; Metazoa; Rotifera; Eurotatoria; Philodinida; Philodinidae.